GUUAGUAGAAACAAAGCCCUAGCUGUUAAAAACAAAAAAGUUACAGCUAAUUACCCCGCCGUUUCGUUUCACGAUUACUCAUUCAUAUAUAGUUGCAAAGGUAUUGUUGGUAAAAGGGUUGAAGAAUAUGGAAGAAGUAACAGAAGCAGUAAGCAAUUUAAACCUGGUUGAUUCUCAGAAGAAGAGUAAUCGCAUUCAAGUUUCUAAUACAAAGAAACCUCUUUUUCUUCUACGUUAAUCUCAAGGUAAUCCCAUUAGUCUGUAUAUGGUUUUAAUGGGUUAAUUUUGUUCUUUCUCUAUUAUUGGAUUUUGGAUGUUUGAAUACAUGGUUGUAGAGGUAUAUGCAGCAGUAUAAUGAAGUGGAGCUUUCAGCUUUGGGAAUGGCAAUAUCAACAGUUGUAUCAAUUGCUGAAAUUCUAAAGAAUAAUGGACUGGCCAUUGAAAAACGUGAAAAUCGCAACUACAGUUGGCGUAAAGGAAGACAUGAGGGGAAGACCUGUUCAAAAGCCAAGGUAUAUGUUUGCGCGCGUGUGGGGAUCUUUUAUUUUGGUUGUGCAUUGUUGAAGUUCAGUUAUGUUUGGCUUUUGGAAUAAAGUGUGACUCAUCCCAUAUCAAAAUUUAGCAUGUUUGUUAUCUUUCCGUCAGUAGAACAAAGACUAGCAUGGCAUUCAGUCGUUAUAUAUAAUCCAUCUUCGAACAUUAGUUAAUGCUAUUCCAUCUAAUGUAUAAUCUUCCAUGUUCUGCAAUUCAUACAAUAACGAUGUUCUUGGCUAUCGGUAUUGCAACUUGUUUCUACCUCUUGUUGAAGUAUGCUGUUAACAAUGUGGAUGCUUAUUUUCAGAUGGAAAUCGUUCUGGGUAAGACAGUGAACUUUGAUGAGUUGAUGCUUGCUGGGCAAAAUGAUGGGAACAAUAUUCAGGAACAGAGUUGAAUACAAAAUUCGUCGUUAAUUUUCUUGGAUUUUAUCAGUUCUAGUUUUCUAGUAGUUUAGAGGCAAAUUUACAACCAUGCAGCUGUUUUUCCACCUAUAUAUUCAUCCUUAUGUUUUUUACAGGCUUUCUUUGUCCAAAGUUCUUCCCACAUCCCUCCUUUCUUUUACUUACAAGAGACAUUUGCCUUUUCUUUCUUUUUUUGUCUAAACUGAAUUUUACAUUGUAUAUUUUUGAGUCGUUGUGGCACCAGUUCAAAUUUUCC
Molecule: messenger RNA, 1194 nt
Organism: Lycium ferocissimum
Lineage: Eukaryota; Viridiplantae; Streptophyta; Magnoliopsida; Solanales; Solanaceae
Exons: 3
Coding region: 342-593 (83 amino acids)
Cellular component (GO): nucleus
Molecular function (GO): RNA binding
Source: RefSeq, a predicted model, not a curated record